Molecule: messenger RNA, 9115 nt
Organism: Antechinus flavipes (yellow-footed antechinus)
Lineage: Eukaryota; Metazoa; Chordata; Mammalia; Dasyuromorphia; Dasyuridae
Gene: NACC2
Product: NACC family member 2
Exons: 7
Coding region: 332-2074 (580 amino acids)
Biological process (GO): regulation of transcription by RNA polymerase II
Molecular function (GO): DNA-binding transcription factor activity, RNA polymerase II-specific; RNA polymerase II cis-regulatory region sequence-specific DNA binding; protein binding
Source: RefSeq, a predicted model, not a curated record
GGGAGCCAGCGGAAAUCACUUCCUGCUGCCGCCGCCGCCGCCGCCGCAGCGGCCGGGACCGACUCGCCGGGGAGUGAAGGGGAGACGGAGGAAGGAAAGGACCAGGCUAGGGGUGGGGGGACGCGGCUGCCACUGCAGGCCACGGUGAAGCCCCUGGCCCCGGAGUCUCCCAGCUGGCGUCCGGGGUGCGUAAAGCUGCCUGCAGUUCAAUAGAAAGGAUUGGGGGCAGAAGAGGAGAGAGGGAAACAAAAAAAAGUCAGUCUAAGUGAUGUGCCCUUCUUUGGAACCAGCUGUGUUGAAUGUCUAAGGUGUCCUGGCUCCUUGCCCAGUCAUGUCCCAGAUGUUGCACAUAGAGAUCCCCAAUUUUGGGAACACUGUCCUGGGUUGCCUGAAUGAACAGCGCCUGCUGGGGCUCUACUGUGAUGUCUCCAUUGUCGUCAAAGGGCAAGCCUUCAAGGCUCACCGUGCGGUCCUGGCGGCCAGCAGCCUCUAUUUCCGGGACUUAUUCAGUGGAAACAGCAAGAGCGCCUUUGAGCUGCCCGGCACAGUGCCCCCUGCCUGCUUCCAGCAGAUCCUCUCCUUCUGCUACACCGGGAAGCUCAGGAUGGCAGCCAGCGAGCAGCUCGUGGUGAUGUACACGGCCGGCUUCCUGCAGAUCCAGCACAUUGUGGAGCGGGGCACAGACUUGAUGUUCAAGGUGAGCUCGCCCCACUGUGACUCGCAGACUGCCAUGAUCGAGGACACCAGCUCGGAGCCCCAGAGCCCCUGCAACCAGCUGCAGCCCGGCCCUGCACCCUAUGUCAUGUCCCCCUCUGUGCCCAUCCCGCUUCUCACCCGUGUGAAGCAUGAGAACCUGGAGCUCCAGCCGGCAGCGGGCCCAGGCCUGGCCGCCAAGCGGCCCCUGGAAGCUGGGGCCCGGGAUGGCUCGGGGGGCGGCGGGGCGGCAGUGGGCGGGGCGGCUCCUCUGAAGCUGUCUCGAGUCUCGUACUACGGGAUGCCCAGCCUGGCCACUCUCAUCCCCAACAUCCAGCAGGUACAGUACUCCCAGGGUGAGAGGACCAGCCCCGGGGCCAGCAGCCUCCCCACCACAGACAGCCCCACCUCCUACCAUAACGAAGAAGAUGAGGAGGACGACGAGGCGUACGACACCAUGGUGGAGGAGCAAUACGGCCAGAUGUACAUCAAGUCCACAGGCAGCUACUCAGUGCAAGAGAAACCAGAGCAGAUUCCUCUGGAGAGCCGCUCUUGUGUCCUGAUCCGAAGAGACCUGGUAGCCCUUCCUGCAAGCCUCAUUAGCCAAAUUGGCUAUCGCUGCCACCCUAAGCUCUAUUCAGAGGGUGACCCUGGUGAGAAACUGGAGCUUGUUGCAGGCUCUGGAGUCUACAUUACACGUGGCCAGUUGAUGAACUGUCACCUCUGUGCCGGUGUGAAACACAAAGUCUUACUGAGAAGACUUCUUGCUACUUUCUUUGAUCGGAAUACCCUAGCCAACAGUUGUGGGACUGGAAUCCGCUCUUCCACUAGUGAUCCUAGCCGGAAACCUUUGGACAGCAGGGUCCUUAAUGCCGUGAAAUUGUAUUGUCAGAAUUUUGCCCCAAGCUUUAAGGAGAGUGAAAUGAAUGUUAUAGCUGCAGACAUGUGCACCAAUGCUCGUCGAGUUCGCAAACGCUGGCUACCCAAGAUCAAGUCCAUGCUGCCCGAGGGGAUGGAGAUGUAUCGAACCGUCAUGGGCUCCACAACUGCCAGUGUGCCCCUUGAGCCUGAGUUCCAGGCCACAACAGCCCAAGUAUUUGAGCAGAGAAUCUACGCAGAGCGGAGGAAUGAUGCCGCCACCAUUGUGGCUCUGAGAACUAACACAGUCAACGUAGACCUGAGCAGUGCUUCCAACCCUCCGUUCGAGCCAAGCGAAGAGGCCGAUGGUGCUGGCUCGGUCAUCCAGGAGGUGGCUGGGCCAGAGCCCCUGCCCUCGGAUAGCCAAAGCACUCCCCAAUCUUUCGAACAAGGUCCUGCCAGCACCAGCAGGCCAGAGACACCAGUGAGAAGACAAGAUGGUACUUAUGGAGGGACUUUGUAAAGAUACCUAAAGAAAAGGAAAAAAAAAAUCUGUGACUUAUAAGGGAUCUAAAUACUAAAGCUGCUUGCAUGCAUACUAAUACGAAAAAAAAAAUGUGAUCAAGCCACUUACCUACUGAACUGCUACUGUUGCCUGAAAAAAAUGUGAUUUUUAUUCUGCUUGUAUUUAAAAUUUAUGAAGGAAAUAAUCGCAUUCGUUAUACUGUAAAUGAUUAGGUCAGUGACGGCCUAUUUAAAAGAGAGUUCCUGGGCUCUAUUUUUUUUUUUUUUUUUUUUUGAUACUCCUGAGGUUAGACUCUAAACUUGUAGCUUUUCUCCCCCCUUCCUUACAAGGGGAUGGGGUGAAGGAGGACUGAGACAUCCCCUCCCAUGGUUCCUGCACCCAGGUCCUUUCCAUCCCUUUCUUCCCAGCAUAGAACUAAAGCCAUUUGUUAAUUCCUCCUUGCUCUAUAGAAGGUUGUGACACAACUGAGGAGGCAAACGUUUUGGAUGGUUAGAGAAUGUCUGGCAGUUCAAGGACCCACAGGACUUGGCAGAUGGUUGACUGGAGGCACUUCAUUUAACACUCCAUUCCUUACUAGUAGUGGCCCUCAUCUUGAGGGUCUUUGAGUGCUUCAGCUGGGGGUGGAUGUUGGGGUUGGGAAGAUUGGGGGGAGAGCAGAGAACUUUCCCCAGGAAGCCUCCCUAAGUCCUCUGUCCCCCCCGUCCCCCAACUGAGACUCUCCUUCAGUGUCAGCAUUAGCCAUGGUUCCAUAUUUGUGUUUCUCAUGCAUGUGCUUUAGGGGGGGAUCACAACAGCAGGGUAUAGAGGGUGGUCGUGGGUAUUAUUGGUAUUUGCUUAUUAGGACAUAUUGGUUGGCACUGGUUGGUGUAUGUGAGUGAAUGUGUGGAGACUUCCCAUUGUUCUUAUUGGUCCCCUCCCUAUUGGAUCCGUAUUUCUCUUCCUACUGAAUGAGGUACCACUCAAUAGAGCCCUCAGUGAGUUAGUCUUCUGAGUUGGUUCUUAUUACUCCUUCCCUCACCUCCUCCUCUUCCCCCUGAAAACAAAAAACAAAACAAAAAACCUGUGCAUUCUUUCUCUUCUCAUCCCUCAACAUGAAACCCCAUUUUCAUGAAUCUGAGGGACCAUUUGCUUGGUGGUGGUCACCCCAGAGGACUUGGGGGAGCCAUGAUGAGUAUAGGAGCUAGCUGAGUGGUAGAAAUGGUCAAUGACAUGGCCCUUCUUACAGUCCACUUUGAGCUCCCAUGAUCUCUUUAAGAGUGAGUUUAAUUUGAAGAGAUGGACUCCAGAGAAUCUCCUUCCUCCAACAGGAGGAAGUAAGAAAGAGCAGGCAUCAAAAGGAAUAGCUCAUCUCUUACUUUUCUUUUUCAUGUGGAAUUGUUUUGUGACUGUCCUGGAGCUAUUUGAAUUCUGUAGGUCAAGCUCUGUGAUAAAAAGGAAAACUUCACUUCCCAAUUUCUUUGUCUUCCGUUCUCCCACCCUUAAAUAGACCAAAUUUUUGGGAAUGAAGCUUAGCCUUGUUUGUUGUCCACUCUUUUUUGGUGAAACGUGACCAUUAGCUUUAAGAAGUAGAGAGCUUUUUCCAGUGUAUCAAUUGUUACUGAUAGCCAGACUACAUGGCUUCCUAUGACCUCUGCAGCAGGAGGAAGUUGAGAGAGGCAGGGACUGGGUUGGGAAAGUCAAAGAAAGGGCCAGAAUUAGGGAGAGGAAAAAUGUCUCUCUGACAUGAAUCCUUGUCUCCCAUUUCUUUUUGAGGAGGUCUUCCAUUGCUAGUACUCCCACUAGAGGGCAGUUGGCUUGCCCUCUACUGGGAUUCUUUGGCCAGGAAACAAGAUAAUCCUUUGCCUGUGUAGAUUCCCCAGCUCAGGGGAUCUGGAAUGUGUGUAGGUGUUUGUGGAAGUAGUGACAGUGAGAUGGGGCUAGUGCUCUGUGGAGAGAUCCAUGAGUCCUCGUGGGUAGGGGAGAACACAGCCCCCCUUCUCUUUUUUUUUUCUCUUCUCCCCUCCUCCCCCCUCACCUCCCCACUUCUUGGUGUGUCCCCCUCUCCCCCCCUUUUUUUUUUUCCCUCCCUUACUCCCUCCCACCACUACUAUGGAUCCUAAAGAACAGCAUGGUUUUGACUGAAUCCAAUGCUCAAUAUGUGCCAAUAUUUUCUCUCCAUCAUAAUUACUGCCUUGAGGUUACAUGGCUAAUUAGGUGUAAGUGUAUGUCCAAUUGUGUGGGAUUCAGAAAUGGGAAUAGGAAUAUAAGCAGAAACUGGAUUGGUGAGUGAUCAUACUGUGUUACCUGUGUUGUAGCCAAUGGGGAUCCUAUGGUGUUUAUAAAGAAGAAAUACCAGAUCGUUUCCCUGGUAUGAAAGUGGUAUUUAAUACUAGCAUUGUUGAUGCUUUUAAGGUGAAGGUAGUAAUGGGCAGAAUGUUGUGAAAAGUCAAUGCAAGAGACUGUUGUUUUACUUUAAUUUUCUGAGAUUGAAAUAUGCUCUCUUGGCAAUUCAGUUUUUUAAAGCAAGGGAAAAAUAAUUAGUGCAAAAUCCACACAAAUAGUCACUGGUCUGUGACUUCCUUUGUGUUUGUGGUUCACAGCACUUUGGUUUUUCUUUUCUUUGGAGGAUGCAGAAUAUUCCCCUCCUCCUUGUCCCAAUGAAAAAUAGGGUCCAGGGUGCAGCUUUCCCAUCUUGGGUCAUUGUUUAUUUAGCCAGAUAUUUGACACUUUAUCUUUCAUAGAAAAUGCUCACUUGCUUUCUUCCUGCCUGCCCCCCAAAUCUCUUCCCUACUUCAUAUGCCUUCAUAUUUAAAUAAAAACAACCCACAUACUUGGGUUUUUACUUCAUCUCCCAUCCUGGGCAGUUACGCAUUUCCAGAGUUUUUCCAGUAGAUUCUGACAGCCUUCUUAUGGGGAAGGAGGAAAGGACAGGCUUUUCAUUUUUCAUAUUCCUGUCUUUUUUUUUUUUUUUUGCAGAUUCUAAUACCCCUCUAAAAAUGAACCAAGCUUAGAAGAAGAGAGGGCCUUUUCAGCUCAAGAUGUCACUUUAUCUUAUUUAUUAACAUACAGCUUUUAAGCAGGAUUCACAUUAUCCUUUGAUUCUUGAACAUUAUUUCCACUUCCUACUUGUGUGGCUGAGAUCAUAAAAACAGUUUAAAUCGAUCUCAACAACGCUGGCAUCCUUGCUUUGCCCCUAUCUUCUGUAUGAAGUCUCUUAUACCCUGCCUUCUCUUAAAUGCUCAGAAAGUCUGAAUCUUUAUUCUUUUCUAUCAUCAGUGGAGCUAUGUGGGAUAGGAAAUCCUAUGGGGUACUAUAUAAGCUAUCAUCAGCUAUUCAGUUCUAGUGCCCCAGUCAGUGUGGUGAGUACAUGCAGGCUUCUGAGCUUUUCAGCUCUUUGGUUACUCAUGAGUAACUCUAUGCUCAAUGCUCUAUGCUCAUCUUCUUCUCAUCAUUAGCCCCUCCCGCCCUUUUAGGAGCUCAGGCUAUCAUUUUCCUUUCAGGGCCCCAGGCAUUGGGAAUAGGAAUCAUUUGAAAGAGUUCUAGAAGACUUGCCCAAGCAUGGGAAAAAAUAUGACUCAGUUAUGGUUAAGUCGUGAAUAGGUUGGGAAAUCAAAAUCCCCAUUCUUGUACACGUGUAAGGGAAUACAUGGUUAUUUUUGCCAAAUAUUUUUGAGGCUACUGAAGGGGAUCUGAGACUUUAAGGGGGGAAAGAGUCUUAGGUCAUGUGAAGUGUGUAAUGUUGGAUGCAUGUCUAGGCUUAGAGAUAGAAGUCCUUUCCUCUGGGUUGGACUGGCAUGUAUUUUAAGAACAAAGGAAAUGGGUUACUAUAUUUUUCUUUUCUGCUUCUAGGGUGAGAGUCUAAGGAUAAUUUCCAGUCUACAAUGUCCUUAAAACUAUCCCCUAUUCUUUCAUUUUUUUAAGUAAGUUAAAGCUUUUCCAUUUCAUUCCUGCCACAAUGGCGCUUUUAAUUUUGAGUUUUUCUUGAGAAACAUUCAGAACUGAGAGAUGUGAUAUUUAGGUGAAUGAAAAGAAUUUUAUCCAUCAAGAAACCAUCAUAAGAAAAAUCCAAGAUGGUGGUCACACCCAAGAGACCCAAGAAUGGAUAAAGCUGUGGAGUUAUAAAUAGUGGCUGAUUUGAGCAGAAUAGGUGAAAGAUUAAUGAUUAUAUCAGAGAAGACUGUAGGUUGCACAGAUAAAAUUUAUCUAUUUUUUUAUAUCUAGCACAACUUCCUAGUUUUUCUUUUUUCAUUUUCCUUUUUCUUUGUGUGGGUUUUUUUUUGGGGGGGGGUUCUGGGUUAAGACAGAAUUUGUUACAACUUUUAAAAUGUGAAUGGGUUUUGAGCUCUCCCUUUUUCUCUGGGUCAGGGUGAGUGUUUUGCACUAAUGUUUCCUGUGUGUAGAGGAUUAAUGAUAUGUUUGAAAAUGUAUAUGGGAUGAUGAUUGUAUCCUUUGAGGAAAACCAAUCCCUGAAGAUACUGAAUGUAAAGUGAAACCGAAGCAGUCCUUGGCUUUCAUGGGGCUUUCCAGAGUGCCUUAGAAUUUUUUGGAUCAUUUUUUCCCAAGGAAAACAUAUUUUCAAAAUCAGACCAUGUUUCCCUCUUCUUUGUUUACAACACUAUCAAUUCCAGAAUCGGGGGCUGCUUUGUCAUGUGAAUAUGAAACUUCAUUUAUUUAGAUCUGCUAGAACAAAAGAGGAAAAAAAACCCUCAGUAUUUAUGAUAUGUCUGCACCUUUAUUCUUACAUUUGACUAUUAGCAAUAUGCAUAUAAUAUAUCUAUAUUCUAUUAUAUACCUAAAUUAUAUCAAGCACCUUUUUGAGGAAUAAAAUUUUUUAAAAGGUAGACUGAACAGAGUUUGAGCUAAAGUUAACGUGCAGUUGCCACAAUAGGCCAGACAUCUGCUCCUGUCCUAAUUGAUGUAACCAAGGACUCAAAAGUCAGUCUCAAAAUCACUAGGGCAUUGAUAUCAGGACAUUGCUCACUUAGGCCCACCAUGUGCUGGACCCCUGUGCAAUUCUUGGUUGAACACAAGAUUGUAAAAGGGCACAGAGGGAACAGCUGGACCAGUGGUGAGCAAACACUAAAUCACAAUUGUCCAUUAAAGAUAGCAGAUACUGCUGGCUUUGUGUUGAGGUUCUCUCCGAACUUGAAUUCUCUCUAUUGUUUUCUGCCCUGUCUCUGGUGUUGCCUGAGAGGUCUGUUUGUGUUUGUUCUUAGGUUUUUUUAGGGGUGUGUGUGUUUUCUCCCUCUUAACUUUGGUGUAGGAUCUGUGAAAAAAAGGGCGAGUAGAGGGCAAAUGGGAGUGGAAACUCUAAUCUUUGGAGCCCUACUUAUUUGUAUGUAAGAUUUUGUGUGUAUGUUUAUAGGUAUGUGUGGGUGCAUGUGUGUGCUUCUGUGUCUCUGUGAUAACAGAGGCAGGAUAGUGUGCCUCUGUCUGUUCUCUUUAAUUGUGUAUUAUGAAAAACUUGUCCAUCUACCCAAUCCCCUCCUUUUUUUGUGAUUCUCUGUGUUAUAGUGUCAAAGGCUUGGAUUGGGAUUCUCCCCUAAAAUAAUAAUAAUCUGGGUUUUGGGGUCAUAACUUAUUGAGUAUGUGUUUAUUUUUCUUUCCUAGAUUCUUUUUCAGUAUUCAUAUUUAGUGCGAUGAUGAAGGUGCUGGAUAAAAAUUUUGAGAUCAAGGAGCAUGGGGAAAGGUUAGACAAUAGUAACAGAACCUUUCUGUCCCCAUCCCUUUAAGGGUUUAGAGAACCUUAUAUGGGUAGCCUUAAUAGUUGAUUCCGUUGUCCCAUUGAGACCAAGUAUUUCUAAUCCUUUGGGUUGGUUAAGGAAGGCUCCUAGUCCUGGGCUUGUCAGUCCAUCUAGGGGAGUGAUAAAGGUGAACUGUGAUGGGGCUCAGGCUUUUUGACAGCCCAUUAUAUUUGGAAUUGCUUCCCUAUUUAACCCAUGUUUAAAGGACCAUAGCUUUCUAGAUAGGUUACUCUGUGAGGCCCUGCUGCCUCUCCCCAGUCAUUUUAUCGUUCGGGUUCUGUUCAGAUGGAUUAUUUUUAUGGAAAUCGCUUGCUGCAAGUGGGGAAGGGCCUAUGGCCCAUUAACCAACUGAAAACGCAGAGACAACCUCUGUUUGCUUCCACUGGCAGUAAAUCGUAAACACAGAAUUGAGAGUUCAUAGCUGUCUUGGGCUUUAACUACUGUUUCAAAAUGUCCCUGCUGUAUAAAUUUGUCAUUAUGUCAGUGAGCAAGCCCCAAAUGUGUGUAUUACCAUACCAGAGAUAUUCAGGGCUGGGUACAAGAUGUUUCUAAAAUUGAAAAGGCUUUUUCCCCCUUUUUUUAAUAAAAAGGGAAAAAAAUAUUAUGCAGAAAUCUAAAGCACUCAAAUUGGAAAACCUUCUCAUGUUCUGAUCAGUUGCUUCCAUUGUCAGCAUUUUGCACAUGAUUGUGAUUUUUAUGUCAAAAAAGGCCAAAACUUGCAAUACUAUUUUUAGCAGACAAAAAAAAUCCUAAUGUAUAAAUAUUUUUGACUUGAAGAUUUGGAUGGCACUUGACUCAAAUAGAACAUUAAUCCUUUGGACAGAAUGUUUGGGAAAAAGAGACUUUAAAAAGUAGAUGGUUGCUUUUAAAAUUUAAAAAAAAAAUGGAGUCUGUUUAGGGUAGUAAAGUAGUACUGUAAUUCAUGACUGUUAAAAAAAAAUUUGAGUAUAAUAAAUUGUUCCUACUCUGGAUGGGCACUUUCACAAUGCCACAGAGUCACAUUUCAGCCACAAAAAAUGCUAGUUUUUUGUUUUUGUUUUUUAAGAACAGAAAAAAAAGUUUUGUUGUUUCUUCACAAGUAUUUAUAUGUUGUUACUCUGUAUAGUUAAGACUGUUACUUUUUAGCCAUGGCUGACAUACCAGUAACUAAAAUGACAUUGAACAGCCGACCAAGGAAACCCCGAGAGUUUGAAGUGUGCUCAUAGCUGUCUCCAUCAGAUGCAAAAUCCAUGAAGGAGGAUAUGAUCAUUAAUUGUAAAACGCUUUGUAAAAUUCACAUUUACAAAAUAAUAAAGUCGAUUCCAAUUCAAACUUC